Molecule: messenger RNA, 835 nt
Organism: Rhopalosiphum padi (bird cherry-oat aphid)
Lineage: Eukaryota; Metazoa; Arthropoda; Insecta; Hemiptera; Aphididae
Exons: 1
Coding region: 160-582 (140 amino acids)
Source: RefSeq, a predicted model, not a curated record
UAAUAUUAUUAUUGUAAUCCAAGAUUGGUGUUUUAUUAGUAAUCAGUUAUAACUCUGACGGCUUUAGUGAAUUUUAUUUAUGAGAUUGUUUGCUAAUAUAUUUUAUGUUGUUUAUAAAUUAAUAUAACGCAUUAUAUUAGGUAUAUUACGUACUUCAUUAUGAAUUUUUUGUUAUUGUUGUUGACUGUUUGCGUAGCUAUGACAGUAUAUGGAAGAGAUAUGAUUCGAACUUCGCCUAAUCAUCGGCAAAGGAUAUCACCUACUCAAAUUACAAUAGAAUCUGAAAGUAAAUAUACUACCAAUAGUGUUUUGUAUUCAGGAAAAAACAAUGUUGCAACAUAUGAUCCCAAUACUGUGAAUAAAAUGUGGAUACGGAAUAUAUUUUCUGCGCGGAAAGAUAAGGUUUCCGAUAAGAUUAAUCAGAAUGGCUUAAUCACUGGUAAAUAUAACUCUACUACAAUAAAGGCCAUUCCAAUGCGAGACAUCCGCCAAAAUUCAUUGAUACGACCCAAGUUGAGACAGUGUUUAGAAGGAAUGGUUCAAGAUACUAAAGGAGAAUGCACUUAUGUAUUUAAGGACUGAAAAUAUUGUUUCUUCGUAUUAAUAAAUUUUAAAUGGAGAAUUGUAAAAAAAUUAAUUAAUUUACUCUGUCAUAUUGUAAAAAACCAAUUUUACCAUUUUUUUGUUAACUGUUUGUUUAUAAUGUUAACAUGUCUAAUAAGUAGGAACACAUAUGUUUAUUAUAAAACCAUUUAUACUAUGGACAUUUUUUGAUAUCUACUAUUUAUAUUGACUGAUUGAGUGAUGAAUAUAAAUUGUUGAUAUGACAAAUUAA